Xyrichtys novacula (pearly razorfish) is the source of this 7736-nucleotide messenger RNA. Lineage: Eukaryota; Metazoa; Chordata; Actinopteri; Labriformes; Labridae. The record is from the annotation of a GenBank genome assembly.
AAUCCUCUUGUAGGAAAGCUGUAAACAACCUUCAGUACUCAUUCUGAUCCACCGAUUCUAAAUAAACUCCAAAUAUUGAUACGGUCAGUGUCUUUUUUGGUAAUUGGAUAAAACGUUUGGAAACAGAUAUCAAAAAUAGAACAACGAAUGGUCAUUUGAUUUUUGUUUUCAGCUUGAAAACAAGCUGUAUUCAAGUUUGUUUUUUCUAUUUUAAAACAAAAAUCAAAUAACCAGUCAUUAUUGUGUUUUUGAUACCUUUUUCCAAAUGUUAUAUCCAAUAACCAAAAGGGACACGGACGUAAUACAAUCAGUUAUCCAACAUCCUCAAUCAGGAGAAAAAAUUAAUGAAGUAAAAAAUCUGAUGACUCAUACAGUAUCAAAUUGUUGUAAUCUAUGUUGAAAUUCCUGAUUUAGGAGCGACAUUAAUGUUGCAGUUCAUGUUUCCCCUCAGAGGGGGCGCUGGUGAGCCACUAUCAAAUAUUUCCAUCAAAGAAGAAGAAGAAGGAGUUUACUCGUUGAAUGACAGUGGAGCAAAGUUUACACUUUUUACUGUUUGUUUCUGGACUUUGGAGAACCGUACUUUACUCAAGAGAGGAGUCGGAUUGUUUCUGUGCCCGGACUGACAGCUUCGCCCUGUAAAAAUGCGGGACCGGACUAAAGAGUUGGGAAAUGUGAGUUUGGGAGUAAAGUGCUAACGUUAGCAGUUGAGUGCUAACCCGCUAACUUGGCUAAAGUCAGUCUGUUCAGUUUGAGAAGUUUUUCUGUCUUUGACAACCUCGACUGAGAGAGUAAACUUCUAAGAGCAGUAAAAGGACAACUCUUUGACUGUUUAUCUGAGUUAAUUUGAGCUUUAGUAACGUUUUGUUCUGCGGUUUCCGCUCCAGCCCUUUGGCCGUGAAGGAAGCGUCAGUCCGGGGAGAGGGCGGCAGCUGAGGGGCUGUCAGUGGAAAAAGAUCCAUUUAAGACCCCAAAACAGCAGAGAAAUGAGAUAAAUACUAAACUCUGACCUCUUUUCUGUGUCGGUGCGCAGCAUGCAGAGGCCUCAGAUGAGGAGGAUGAAGGCAGAGCUCUGAUGAUCAAACCUGGAGCCUCUUCAGCCAAAGAGGAGAAGGAGAAUGAAGCUUUCCUGAAGAAGGUGAGAGAGAGAGAGAGAGAGAGAGAGAGAGAGAGAGAGAGAGAGAGAGAGAGAGAGAGAGGGGGGGGGGUCCUCUUCAUCAGCACACUCACACUAACGAACCAGGCGGGAUUUAUUUAAAGGGAUAUUCCGGGAUAUAAAAUUAAUUUAGGGUCAAACACACCACAAUACCACGUUAGACACCCCCUCGAGUGAUCAUAAAUGUUCUUCCUUGAGCUGCGUCACCCCGCUGUAGUCUGUAAUGGACUGGCCUUAGGUCUCACUACAAACAAGCGUCUGCUGGAAGAGAGUAGGUGAGUUGAGUUUAGUCUCUUUGCUGACGAAAUGAGUCAAAGUUAAAAAGAUGUUUGGUGUCUAGUACUAUGGCUGUGACCCUAUAUGUCCUGUUGAUGAAGUUAGGUGCUGUUCUGAGCAUUAUCUGUGGUUAUAGAGUGGCGUUUUGGUUGAGGUUUUUCUAUGGUUUCUCAGACUGCUCUGUAUUGCUAUCCUGCGGUCGUUACUAAAGUUGGUAAAACAAGAGAAGUAAGCGGUCAGCAACAUUCAUCUCUGGAGGGGGUGUCUAACUCUGUGUUGACCCUAAAUUGAUUUUACACCAGAAUAUCCCUUUAACUUGUGUCUUUUUUUUAUCACCUACAUUCAACUCUUCUCUUUAAACUUCUGCACUCAUGUUUAUUCUGUAAACUCACAGAACGGUUUCAGCCUGAUCUGAAACUUCUGAACUUCUGUUUUGGCAACAUCUCAGUCUCUGUUAAAUCCUCUGUCCUUGUUCUGAGCUGUGAGGACUCAGCGUUAUCUCUGCUGUCCGAAACACUGAUUCAAACGGGUCAAUUAUUAAUCAAACUGCAGUUUGGUCGACAGUAGUCUGAACCCUCUGGAGCUGCAGGAUCUACACACGUGUGUUUUAAGAGAGGGUCCUGACCCCCCUGUGGUGACACCAGGAGGUGGGAAGAAGAGAGUUACCUGGCACAAAACUAGGAGGAAAAAUAGUUCUAUUUAACAUUAACAUUUCUAUUUAAAUCAUCAUCUCUUAAUUAAAACACACACCUCUCGAGCCAAUCAGGAUGAAGCAGCUGCUUUGAUUGAGCGACACUGAUAUAAGUUGCUGUACCAGGUACUUACCCCUUCAUACAUACAUUGACUUGACAUGGCAAAGUCUGGAAGCUCCUAAUUCAUACAAAAAUACUUAUUAUACCAGUAAAAACCAAAAGAAGAAACCUUUUGUCAUGUCGGCCUGAACAUUAUACUCUACAGAACUGAAGAAAAGUUAAGUAUACUGUAUAUUAAAUGUAUUUUUCUCAUCAUAAACCAUGUUUUCAUUGCAGUUCAUUUCCGUCUCAUUCAGCCUUCAUCUUCAUAUUUCCAAACUAAUUCAACAAAAGUUUUCAAAAGUCAUGGUAACAUUCUGAGAUGGCCUCUGCAGUCCAACCAGCGAUCAAAAAACCUCCAAAUCAAUUUAGAAAAUAUUAAAAAAAACAAAAUCUCCAGUGUAAGAAAAUCAAAAAGAGAAAUCAAUCAAAAUUUGUUGACAUCAAUAGUAAAUAAUUAUUACUUUUAAUUGUGAUUUUGAUGAUAAACUUUGAAACGUCUUCUCCACUUUUAGAUGCAAGAAAUCCACGAGGCGCUGAACAGCCUCAAACGUUUGGUGUCUGAACUCGAGAACAAGCAGAAGACGGUGCUGGGCGUGGCGCUGCCAGAGGAGAGUAAGUCUGACCCUCGAGAGCAUCAGUCAGUCUGGGUUUACAGAGGAGGAACCAAAUCUGACGAGUCAAUAAAGAUAGAGACUGAAUUUAGAUGUUGAGAUGUUGAAUAUGAUCAUUUUUCUCUCCUCAGGUAUGAAGAAAGAUCUGCAGACUCUUCGAGACGAGAUCAAAACAUUGGCGGCUAAAAUCCAGAGACAGCUCAAAAGUGAGUAACAGUGUAAAAGUCAUGUUGUUUACAUAUUCAUUUUCAGUUACUGUGGAAACAACUUAUCUUUCCACAACAUCCACGAUUGAACAGAAACCAAAAGUAGACUCAAGAGAGUCACGCCCAUCUGUGGUUUACCUGCAGGUAUUGAACCCAAGAAGGGCGACGACGACGGGAAAUAUGUCUCCAUAAACAUUCGCAUGCAGCGGACCCAGGUUUGACUUCAGAUUCCUGAUUUACACUUCAGUACACUGGUCUAAAGUCUGAGUAUCUUCACAGAUGAACAGUAAAAACAGCUCCUCUGAGUCAGUCAUGAUUCAGCCUGAAUGAAAUGACCUAAACAGAUGUUUUCAGAGAGAAAAAGUGUCAGUCUCAGUGAGUUACAGCCUUUUAUAUGCGGUGAGUGAUACAGGCGACCACCAAAAGAAAGUUCACUGAAACCAAACCAACCCAAAGUUUCCUUCAGGCUUUCUUGGACCAAGUUUUUCACCCUAAAAGUCCCUCAGAGGUUCUUUACAGAGUUUGGAGGCAGCAGGACUGUUGUAUGAGACUGCAGCUCAUGAGAAUCUUCAUAAAGCCGCUCUGUGACCUUUGGUGUUUUUCCUCCUAUGCAGCACGGCGUCCUGUCCAAGGAGUUUGUGGAGCUGAUGGGUCACUGUAACACCAUCCAGGCCCAGUACAGAGACCGCAACGUGGAGAGGAUACAGAGGCAGCUGAAAAUCAGUGAGUGAACGGAAAAACACCCCAAACAUUUCCAAGAACACAGAAUAUUCUUCCCUUUUUGUGACUCUGAUGACUUCCUCUCCCUCUCUCUCUUCCUGUCUCUCUCUCUCUCUCUCUCUCUCUCUCUCUCUCUCUCUCUCUCUCACUGGAGGUUGGGUCAUCACGGGUUUCCCUCUGUCUCAUGAUAUUUGUCACAUGUCCUCGUCCGUCACUUUCUGCCACAUUCACUUCACUGUCAGACUUUCUGUUCUCUUCAAUUUGUGAUUUGAUCAGUUUUUUCAAACACACCACGAUCAGUAAUUCUUAAGUAAUCAGUAAUCCGCUCUGACACUCUUGGACUCACAGCUCUGAUUUUUACACUCAGAUUUAAGUGUUUCUGAAUUCAUUUAAAGUUCAGAGAAGAAUUUAAAAAUGAGCAAAUUUAGCAAAAUCUGAAGUUAAAGUAACAGGAACCACCUGCAGUGUCUAAACUCCACGACUGCACACAUCUUCUGUUUACAGUGUCGUCGUAUUUUUACCUCAGAUUUAUAAUAAAAAUGUUUUCUUGGUGCAGAAUCUUUAAGUACGAGAUCUCUGCAGUUAAAUUCUUGAACAGUGUUUGUUAUCAGCUCUGAUUUUUCCCUCGUUUAUGUCUUUAAAAGAUGUCAAAAAGAUUUAAAAUUGAUGAUUGAAAAGUGUUAAUUAACCCUGAAACGUCAUUCCUAGUGUUUCUGACAGUGUUUAUAAAAUCCACAGACCUCUGUGAGUCACAAACUUUAAAGAAAUAAUCAUACAAAGUGGAAAACUGCAGAAAAAAAAUCUUGAAAUUUUCCAAGACGUCUCCACUGCUGCGAUCAACCUGCUCGUUUCAGCUGCUUCCUGCUGCGUGUGAAUCAGUCAUGUUAUAUAAUAAUACGUCCCCUCACAGUCCCAUUACACCAGCGCUGAACCUGCUUAUUAAGUUAUUUUAGAUCGACUUGUUUUGACUCAGAGUCUCAGCCAGAACUCUUCUCUCUCUGUUUUCACUUUCCUCUCCAACUUUUUAAAAAUAGAUUUCAAAAUAUAAAAAAAGUGCCGCAAAUAAAAAUAACACUGAUCCCCUUUUCUCUCGUUCAGCUGGGUCUAACGUGACGGACGAGGAGCUGGACACGAUGCUGGAGAGCGGGCAGACGGAUGUUUUCACGCAGAACGUGAGUUUAUGAAGACGCAGAGGAAAACCACAACACAAACACACCUGCUGCUGCUGCUGCUGCGACACUUUCUCACAGCUGCAGGUGUUUCCCAGCAGACACGAGUUUGACUGAGUAAACAUCUCACUCAUAACCCGCUGACAGAUUCACUCUGUUGUGUCUUUUCUGAUGCUAAAACUGGACGACAGAGUUGGUAAGCGCUCGAUAAGGUCCCCUAGAGCACGUGGUUGUGUGUUUAGUUCUUAGAUUUGAGGUAGUCAUGAUGACCCAACUUUACACUCUUGUCUGUUUAUUUCAUUUCAUAUUUCAAAGGAGCCAUGCUCAAUAUUAAUCCAAUCGAUUCAGAUCCAAAAUGUCCCCAAAAAACUAAAAAAUCAAACUUGAUGGUUUUCAAAGUUUCUGCAGAAGAGAAUCAUUAAACCAGAGAUGUUUCCACCAACCAUCUUUGCUGACUUCUCUCAAAUCAUUCAAAUACUUCCUCAGAGCUGCAAACGGAGAACAAAACAGUCAUAAUCCUUCAUUUCGAACAUCUGUACUGUGAAUAUUUGGUGGUUUUGAAGCUCGUCCUUCACAGUAAAGUGAAAUUUUGUUGGUUUGUAGAUGAAAGAAAACACUUUUAUAGAGAAAACAGCUGAACGUUGAGAAAACAUGGACCAAGAAAUCAGAUAAAUUAUGUGAGUUUAGAAGAACGUUUUUGUGCAAAUACUGCAUUAGAAAAAUUAAAACAUCAGUAUUUGAUCCAGGAAUUUAACUUGACCAGAUCUAAACGUCCCUGCUGAGUUUGUUUGAGAUCGUUCGCUCCCGCUUCAGCCGAUCUAAACUGGUAUUUGUGCAGAUCCUGAUCGAUGCCAAAGCUACGAGGCAGGCUCUGAAUGAGAUCGAGUCCAGACACGACGAGAUCAUGAAGCUGGAGAGGAGCAUCAGAGACCUCCACGACAUGUUCCAGUACCUGGCCAUGGAGGUGGAGGCUCAGGUAAGAAUGAUUUCUAAACGGAGGUUCCUCUGGUCUGUUUGAAGGGUGAAGAUUUUCUGAUCAGGAUGUUUUUCCCUCCCCUCCUGCAGGGGGAGAUGGUCGACCGGAUUGAAAACAACAUCAACCAGUCGACGAACUACGUGGAGAAAGCGAAAGAAAACACGGAGAAGGCUGUGACGUAUCAGCAGAAAGCACGAAAGGUACAGAGCGUCACAAAAAUCGGAUCUGAAAAUCCCCGUUAGCACAUGACACGACUUUGAAAUCAGCUGAGACAAACACACACACACACACACACACACACACACACACGCUCAGCUGUACUGGUGAACACCUGUUUGACUUUCUCGCUCGUGUCUCCUCUCACACAGAAAAAGGUCUGGAUCGCCAUCUGUCUGGCCAUCCUCAUCCUCAUCCUAGUCAUCUCAUUGGUCACCACCUUCGGCUCCUAACACCAGGCAGCGUGAGUGGUCGUCUUUCCGGCUCUGCAGAAGCACAUUCUGGUUUCAUGUAAAUAAUCCAAGCCCACAGGAAGGAAGGAAGGAAGGAAGGACGGGUGGAUUCUGUCCGUCCGUCUCCUCGUCUCUCUGAGUCACAUUUCAGAUCCAUCACUCUCGUAACACGCUCCUGUUCAAACUACUUUUUUAUGUUUUAUUCCGGAGAGCAGAGAUUCGCUCUUUCCUCUCCCUCUAAAACAAACUAUGUGCCUGCAUUACCUCUCCUGUACAGAGGGUGAUGCUGCUGAUAUUCAGACCUCUCACCUCCCCCUCCGCCUCCCCUCAUGUUCUGGUGUGAAACCCACAGCCCAGGAUGAAUUUUGAACUGUUACAUCAGCGUCUCUCUCCCUCUUUAAAAAGGGAAUCAGAGGAGUAAAGUGGCCUUAAGCAGAGCACACCGCAGUAUUGAGAGCCGACCUGGUCGUACUGUACUCAGGAAAACUGUGCGCUGAAUCGUGUUACGUUGUUGUUUCAGGAUAAAUUUGAGAUGUAAACAACAACUGUAAUAAAGUGGAGAGUCCUUUUACAGGCGGUCUAAGUAAAUAGUGGAUUAAUUAAUAUAAUUGUACAUAACCUCUGAUUGUUUGUGGUUUUAAAACUUGAAACUGCCUUCAUGUAACAAGUGUAAAUACAGAUUUGUCUUUUUUUUGUGAAAUAGCAGCGCCCCCCACACAUUUUUUUUCUUUUUAUUUUACAAAAGGUGUCUGAACACUGCAAUAAGCCGCCCAAGGCCUUCUUUUAUUUGUGGCAGCGGUUUGUAUUUAUGAUUUGUUCUUUGUAAGCUGCUACAGGAAACGACACAUAAUGAAAUCUUUUCUUCGGCGCCGCGCCUCCUCCUCCUCGUCCUCCUCUUUUUUCGAGUGAGCCGCUGCAGAGGAGACGGUCAUGGUGUGCACUAACAUUGUCAAGAAGGGACGGAGUGCGUUUUUAAUCCUCGUUCGUGAAUCUUGUGUUUGAAUUCACGCAGCAGUGUUUCAGCUGAGGGUCCGCUCAGUGUCUCCUGAUAUUUACUCUCUCGUCACGAGCUGAUUUUUCUGAAACUGUUUGUCAAAUUCAAAGUUGUCACCACCUCACAGCACUGACAUUAAAACCUGAUAUUUUUUUAGAUUUAAAACAUUAUUUCAGUGUUCAAACUUUAUCCAACGAUCAGUAUCUGGUGAAGCUCCACAAAUUUGACAAACACGUUAAAUAAAAGUUAACUCCUUCCUGUCUCGUCUUCAUUCAUGACUCUUGUAAACAAAAGUUGUAAGAGGUGCAAAGCGUCGACUUUGCUGCUGUUGAAUUUUUCAUCACUCAUUUUAAUAUAGUUGUUUUUAAAAUAAAAAACUGCCAUGUUA